Messenger RNA from Beta vulgaris subsp. vulgaris (sugar beet), 1050 nucleotides. RefSeq names its product F-box/kelch-repeat protein At3g23880-like. The record is from RefSeq and is a predicted model, not a curated record. Gene Ontology annotation, molecular function: protein binding. The transcript has a single exon. The coding region runs from base 1 to 1050 and encodes 349 amino acids. NCBI's taxonomy places the organism in Eukaryota, Viridiplantae, Streptophyta, Magnoliopsida, Caryophyllales, Amaranthaceae.
AUGAUGAAAUUGCAAGAUUUUCCAGAGGAUAUUCAAGUUAACAUCCUCAAAAGAUUGCCUCCACCAUCUCUUUUAUGCUUGAUGAGUACAUGCAAAUCUAUGUUUUCUUUAGUAACUAGCCCAACUCUAAUGGUUUCAUCGUCAACAACUCGAAACACUGGUUAUUAUCUCUACUCUUCCUGCACUCAUGAUGGUAAACAAACGUUUUUUCUUGUGAAUAAAAGUAAGAAGAUCACUAAAAUCAAUUCUAGUAAUGUUACUGUUGAUUCAAAUCAUUACCUAAUUGGUUCUUCUCAUGGUGUUGUAUGCUUUGCUAAUAUCUUCCAUCAUCAAGAUCUAAACUUGGUUUUAUGGAAUCCUUCAAUAAAUAAAAGUUUAAGUAUCCCAACACCACUUAUCGCAAGUAGUAUUCAGAGAUCUCAUACGUUAGGAUUUGGGUUUGAUUAUUCAUGUACUGAUUUCAAGGUUGUUAGAAUCGUCAUAAAUCCUACAGAAGAUGUGCGUAUUUACGCAGAUGUUUAUGCAGUACAUUCGGGUACUUGGAAAAAAGUUACAGGAUUACUUUCACGUCCAAUAUCAAAAAUUAUAGAACAAGGAGUUUUUAUUGAUGGUGUUAUACAUUGGAUGUUGAAGAUUUCUGCUACAGAUUAUACAAUAUUGACAUAUAAUCUUGCUCAUGAGAUUUUUCAUGAGAUAGAUAUACCAGGAGAUAUAGUUGGUGAAAAUAUGGGAUUGGUAUUAAGUAAAGUUGAAAGAAGUGGAAAAGAGAAACUUGCAAUUUACCAUAAUGAUUAUAUAUGUAAAAUCUGGGUGAUGAUGGAAUAUGGUGUACAAAGUUCUUGGGAACUUUUGUGUGAAAUUGAUUGUGGAGAAGAAUAUGGGAAGGUUUUGAAUGUACAGAAUGAUAAAGAAAUCAUGGUGUCAACGAGUUCAGGAAGAUUGUUUUUCUUCAAUCCAGAAAAUAAUCAGAUAUAUGAUGUUGUUAGACAAGAUGAGGUUAUGGAUUAUGUUGGACCGUACAUCAAAACCCUAGUUUUGCCAACAGUGUAG